Mugil cephalus (flathead mullet) is the source of this 4646-nucleotide messenger RNA. RefSeq names its product kinase suppressor of Ras 1-like. The coding region runs from base 333 to 2633 and encodes 766 amino acids. Gene Ontology annotation, molecular function: ATP binding; protein kinase activity. Lineage: Eukaryota; Metazoa; Chordata; Actinopteri; Mugiliformes; Mugilidae. The record is from RefSeq and is a predicted model, not a curated record. The transcript has 18 exons. Gene Ontology annotation, biological process: protein phosphorylation.
GCUCCUUCGUUGACAUACAAACACGGAAACGUGCUUCAAAGGACGCACUGUAUAGAGGAAGCAGUAUCGGCGGUGUGCUACACGUCUUGGGGGUCUGUGUUUGAGAAACGAUGUGGAGGCAUGGGAAAAGCGGCGGCCAGGGGACAUAGGUCGGAGGGAACCAGGAGGAACCGAGGAGGAUCUGCACCGUCACCCAGAACUUGGCGGACUCUUCAGUCUCCAGUCUGCAGACUCUCGGGACCAGAUACGUCGUUUUCAGUCACCUCACCCAGCUGGAGAGCCGCUCCUUCGAGGCUGCAGCAGAGAAGCUCUCAGAGGACGGGUUACUGCACAUGUCAAGCUCUGAGCUGCAGGGAAUCAUGAGACGCUUGAGCUCAAACUCAGAGGACCGCUCUCGCCUCACUACUGGACUUUCCUGUUUGAAGACUGUUAAUGAAAAAGGAGGCGACCCAAGGCUAGGCUCCUGCAGCUCUCAGUCCCUACAGGGCAGCAAUGCCUUCCCUCUCUUUAGCCCAUCCUCCAGCUCCAGGAACCCUCCAACUCCCCUGCAACCCAACAGCGUACACGGCCGUUCCAUCUCCAUAUCAGUGGUACCUUGCUCAGAUGACCAGCGGCCGAGCAUAUCAGCCGAGGAAAUGACUGAUGCAUUCAUUUUGGAGCCGAGCACCCCUCGAGGCACCCGAGCCUCAAAGGCACAACCUGCCAAGUCUUCCCACACACCACCACCGCCUUCCCGCAAACUGCUGCAGCUCCUGCCCAACAUUGCACUGACAAGAAGCAAAAGCCAUGAGUCACAGCUGGCUAACCGGAUAGAGGAUUCUGCCACACACAAGGCCAAGAACAAAGCGACUGCAAUUCAGAUCAACAACUGUGGAAACAGUCUUGAGGAGUCAGCGCUGCGGUCACCUCUCUCUGCCCGAACGUUGCCCGCUGGCCCCAUACUGCUGGACAACAUGUCCAUGCAAAGGAGUUCGCCCCGGACAAUGAGACGAGACAUUGGCCUGGCUGUAACACACAGGUUUUCAACCAAGUCCUGGCUCUCCCAGAUGUGCCAAGUGUGCAACAAGAACGUGAUGUUUGGUGUCAAGUGCAAACACUGCAAGUUAAAGUGCCACAACAAAUGUACCAAAGACGUGCCCUCGUGUCGAAUAUCGUUCCUCACAUUGCCAAGGAUUCGCAGGGCCGAGUCGGUGCCAUCAGAUAUCAACAACAGGAUUGAUCAUGCGACAGAGAUCCCACUACAGUUUGGUACUUUGCCAAAGGCGAUGGCCAAAAGGCAGGACCCUGUCCCCAGUUUCAACCAGCUGGACUCCAGCAGUAACCCGUCAUCAGCCACCUCCUCCACGCCCUCCUCCCCAGCACAUUUACAGCAGAGCAACCCCCCGAGCGUCAGCGCCACCCCUCCGCCCAACCCGUCACCGCAGGGCUCCCGGGACGACCGCUUCCACUUCCCAGAUGUUCCCGAUUCAAGCAAUGUUCUUCACUCUGGCAGCUGCUGUGAGUCUGGAGUGUCGCAGGUGGCCGUCACUGAAACACAGCUAAUAGCAGCUGAACAGAAUGGGGGGGAAGAGGCCUCACCGGGUGAUGACGAGGAAACCGCUCACAAAGUCGAGUCCACUGAGGAGUUUGAUGAGGACGGUCUGGAAGAUCUGCCCUCGUCCACGUGCCACCGUGACGCCGCCGGCCGCUCGCGUGGCUUUGUCUCUCGCAAGAUCAGCCAGACCAGUGUCUACCUCCAGGAGUGGGACAUUCCUUAUGAGCAGCUGCAGCUGGGAGAACUCAUUGGCAAGGGCCGCUGGGGGAAGGUGCAUAAAGGUCGCUGGCACGGCGAGGUGGCCAUUCGCCUGCUGGAGAUUGACGGCACCAACCAGGACCACCUGAAGGUCUUCAAGAAGGAGGUGAUGAACUACAGGCAGACCAGGCAUGAGAACGUCGUCCUGUUCAUGGGCGCGUGCAUGGCACCUCCUCACCUGGCUAUCAUCACGAGUUUUUGUAAAGGUUUGACUCUGCACUCUGUUGUAAGAGAAAGAGGUCACUUGCUGGACAUCAAUAAAACCAGACAGAUUGCACAGGAUAUUGUAAAGGGAAUGGGCUAUCUGCAUGCCAAAGGCAUCAUUCACAAGGACCUGAAGUCCAAGAAUGUGUUCUAUGACACAAACAAGGUGGUCAUUACAGAUUUUGGCCUGUUCGGGAUGUCCGGAGUGGUGCAGGAAGGCAGAAGAAAGAACGUCCUGCGGAUACCACAGGGCUGGAUCUACUACUUGGCUCCAGAGAUAGUUCGAAAGAUGAGCCCAGAGCUUGACGAGGACCAGCUGCCUUUCUCUAAAGCUGCUGACGUUUACGCCUUUGGCACAAUCCUGUACGAACUGCAGGUCGGAGAAUGGCCAAUGACCAACCAGCAUGUGGAAACUAAAAUCUGGCUUGUGGGCAGCAACAUGGGCAUUAAGAAGGUGCUGACAGAGGCUAAUCUGGGCAAGGAGGUCACGGAGAUUCUGUCCUCCUGCUGGUCCUCUGGAGCCGACGACAGGCCAACGUUCACCCAGCUGGCGGGCCAGCUGGAGAGACUCCCCAAACUGAACCGUAGACUGUCUCACCCGGGACACUUCUGGAAGACAACCGAGUAUGUAUCGUAGAACCCCGGGGGUACGUUCACAAUCCUCGGUGAAGCGGGCUGCAGCACCCUCCACGCCAGCAUUCAAACCAACAGAACCGCGAUUCGGUGUUUCCAUCUCAUUGAACCAGAAAUUAGACGAACCAGCGCGUCAUCGAUCGAGCAGAAAGCGCUGCAAAUAGUGUUUUGUAAAGAAAUGUGAAUAUUCUGAAGCUGUCCUGCUGGGAAUGAACUAAUAUAAAUUACUCAUGUGACUACUGUUUUGUAUUUUGAUAAAGAGAUCUUGUAAGAAUCAAAUAUUUUCAUAUCUAAGAUGGUUAUUUAUGCUUCUUCUAUUUUCUCAGCCCCAUACACUUUUAGGGGAUAGUUCAGUUUCUGGAGUUGUUUUGGGUACACAUCCUUGGGCAAGGUAAAGUGUUGAAAAUAUUCUGUAAUAUACGCAUAAACUUAUUUAACAAUGUCGAUGGUACUCUGUUCUGACCUGUGUUCAUACAGCCCCGCGCCUCUCCAGAACAGCACAUCAUGACUUUUGGCACACAUUAAGUUAUUUAUUGAUUUCCACCCUGAUGUUAGUUAGAUGUGCACACAACACAAGUCAUUAUUACAAAGUUUAAUCUCCGGUGAUAAAGACAAGUAUAGACACCUGUGAUUGUGGAAGUAGUAACUUAACUCCACGCGGCUCCUCAUACGUCAGCGUGACCGCAUUAAUGAUAAACUAGGCGCUGAUAUGUUAUUUAAGACAGAAUCACACACAGUGUACUCAUUGACUAAAUGAUCUCAUUGCAAUUUUCUCCUUAUGUGGUGAUCAUUUAUAAUAGCGGUUGUGUGUUUUUUUUUUGCUCAGCUGAAGCAAGUUGCACACUUGCUGAGAACAAGUGUUACUCAGGAUGCAGUGUGUGCAGACAAAAGCGACUCAUGCCACCCCUGAAUGCAUCCUGCCCCCCCCAUCCACCCUCUCCACACACACACACACACACACACACACACACACACACACACACACACACACACACACACACACUCACUUACUAGUCCUCUUUGUGAAGACCCUGUGGUCAUCCUCACUGCCACUAGGGCCUACAUGCAUAUUCUCCUGAACAAAUACAGCAGAUUAAUUAAUUAACUAAUUUAUUAAACCUUAAACUGUAUUUAUAACGUGUUAGGCAUCUACUGACAAUACUAUUAAAAGGAGUUGUUUUAACCCUGAUAUUAACUCAUGAUCUGUUUUGUGUUUUUCUUUUCUGUGGUGAGGGAGUGAUUUCAGCAAAGUGCCUCACAACUCAACCACAUCAGGAAGUUGCUAGCUGUGCCUCCAUUUUCAGUCGGUUGUUUAGCAGUUUCCCUCCUUAACUUGAGCGUUGACAUUUUCUCAAAAUAAGAAUUUCACAAAACUGCCCUGCUUAUGAUCAACAUAAAAAAACGUGGAUAUUGACAGGUUAUCCAAAAUGCAUAGGCCUAUCUAUAUGGAGAGGUAGCGUAAAAGUGAUGAGAAAGGCUUGUAUUGUUGUAAUUAGAUACCCAAAUAUGAACAACUGUAUUAUAUGUUUACCUUUUUUUAAUGCCAUGAUAAAAGCAGUACGAUCCACUUCAACCCUUUUAGUUAUGAAAAUCAUCUGAUGAGCAGGAUGUGUCGUCUUCGUGUUUCCUUAGCAAACAGUAAAAUGUGCGCUUGCUGAAUACAACCGAAUGUAAUGGUCGAAUCCAACUAAACACCAUCAGACAAAUUUACCUAAUGCAUAAACAGUACCUGUACAUAGAUGAGGUGUUCUCUUGGAAGUUGUAUUUAAUACAAAGUGUCCAAUUUUCACCAGAGUCCAAAUUGCAAAGCAAUGGCUUGUUGCUUCAUAGUGGACUGGUUUCACUUGUGAAUAGUGUGGAAACAUUUUUAAGUGUGUGUUUUUUUUUUUUGUUUUUUCCUUUUUGGUUUCCUUUGUUCUUGGGUGGGUUGAUGUAAUCUUUAGAUUAUUUUUGUACGGGAUGUGUUGAUAAGAUAUUUGUCUCAACAGCUAAAGACAUUAAAGCUGAUAUUAAAUAA